GUGCAAAUAAUAGGAUUUAUGAUGAAAGGGAAAAUAAUAAGCAUGAAGAUAGUAAAAAUGAGGAUAAAGAAAAAAAUAAUUUAUUAGUACUACGUAAAGAAAUGAAGUUUAUUGUUAACUCUGAUGACUACACCAUAACAAGAUGGCGAACAUAUGAAUGUUCACAUGCUCAGAUACAUGAACCUGAAAAGGCUAUUCUGGCAGAAGAUAGAAGAGACAGAGAUUCUGAAAUGAUUGAUUGUCCUUGGCACAUUAAUUUGGCAUUCUCUAAAACAGAGAAAGAAGUUCAUAUUAACAGUAUUUUAGAUAAACUCAACAGAACUUCACAGCUAACAGAUGUUGUUGGAGAGAUUCAAACAAUAUUUAAUCAACAAUCAAAAAAGGCAAUAUUAGCUAAGUGCAAAAAUAAAAUACCAAUAAAAGAUCAAAUGGCCCAGUCAAUAUGCUAUGACACUGUAUUAGUUGAGAAUUGGUUAGCACUUCUAGAGUCACAUAGUCCUAAACAAAGAUAUGGAUUUGGUAUAGGAUAUGUGAAAAAGAUACUUGACUUGGCUAUUCGUGCUAAUAAAGUUGAUGAUUUUGUUAAUAAAAUUGAAUGUUUUAUUGAAAAAACUAAGAGGGAUAUGUUUGAUCAAAACAAAAAUGUCAAUCUGACAAAUGUUGAAGAUGUUAGUGUUAGAGAUCUGCUACGGGUACAACACAAAGGUCGACAACCUAAAAGAUACAAGUCUGGUGAUAAAUUACUGAAAAAGAUAACUGGAAAUAAAAAGGGAGAAAG
Molecule: messenger RNA, 778 nt
Organism: Cetraspora pellucida
Lineage: Eukaryota; Fungi; Glomeromycota; Glomeromycetes; Diversisporales; Gigasporaceae
Source: the annotation of a GenBank genome assembly